AUGGCCAUGCUUCUGAAAUGUGGGUGUUUUCGAGACGGGGCACCUCCUGCUCACCUGCUCACCACCAUCCUCCCCGCUUCUUCUCCUUGGCCUUGGCUGCUCGAGCCACCUCCUGCAACACAAAAGGGAGCAGCAGAGGGAGACACGGAUGGAUGUGUUGUGAGUGAGCAGCAGGUGCAUGGGGAGCAGCAGGUGCAUGGGGAGCAGCAGGUGCAUGGGGAGCAGCAGGUGCAUGGGGAGCAGCAGGGGCAUGGGGAGCAGCAGGUGCAUGGGGAGCAGCAGUUGCAUGGGGAGCAGCAGGUGCAUGGGGAGCAGCAGGUGCAUGGGGAGCAGCAGGUGCAUGGGGAGCAGCAGGUGCAUGGGGAGCAGCAGGUGCAUGGGGAGCAGCAGGUGCAUGGGGAGCAGCAGGUGCAUGGGGAGCAGCAGAGGGACAGGCGAGGGCCAUGA
Molecule: messenger RNA, 447 nt
Organism: Closterium sp. Naga37s-1
Lineage: Eukaryota; Viridiplantae; Streptophyta; Zygnematophyceae; Desmidiales; Closteriaceae
Source: the annotation of a GenBank genome assembly